Molecule: messenger RNA, 1532 nt
Organism: Musca domestica (house fly)
Lineage: Eukaryota; Metazoa; Arthropoda; Insecta; Diptera; Muscidae
Exons: 2
Coding region: 135-1400 (421 amino acids)
Source: RefSeq, a predicted model, not a curated record
GUUUAGUAUUUCAUCACAGUAUAGCUAAGCUAUUCACAUCGUUUUAUAGAUAGUCUCAGUAUCGUGACCAAUACUCUUCCGUAAACAACUACAGAACUGUGUCGUUCCAAAGCUAUUAGCUUGUUUUCAAACAAAUGGCAAAUCAAAAUAACAACGACAACAACAACAUUCCAUCAUGGAUCAAUUCGAAACUGUUUGAAAAUGUUUUACGCGAAGCCGUUGGAAACUACAAAUCAAUUGAAAACUUUCAAGUUGCAAAUGCUUUGGGACCAGGAGAAAAUUUUGCCACCCUAAUGUUGAGGGUUCGCACUAAAGUUCUGUUGCCAGAUGAUAGUUACAAAAACAAAAGCUUUAUGAUGAAGGUCGCACUGGAUAAUAAAAUAUAUCGCGAACAAAUGUCCAAAUGGGAAAUGUUUAAAAAGGAGGCUGGUAUGUAUCGCGAUAUUGUGCCGGAGCUAGAAGAGAUGUAUAAGAAGAAGGAUGUGGAGGUACAUUUCGGGGCGAAAUACUUUAAAUUACCGGUAGAUCAGGAGUACAUACUUCUGGAAGAUUUGGCGGAAAAGGGAUUUCGAAAUGUUAAGAGACAAAAUUGUUUAGAUAUGGUGCAUGCAAAAUGUGUUCUACGAAAGCUCGCCCAAUGGCAUGCAGCCUCAGCUGUACGAGUUGUGGAAAAGGGUCCCUACGAUGAGCAGUAUUUACAUGGUUUUCUCACUGAGGAUUCGCGAGAAAUUUGCGAUCAAAUGUUUAGCGGUACUCUCAAACAUGUUUUGGCUGCUGCCAGAAAACUACCCAAUCAUGAAGAGUACUAUGGACAAAUGGAGACUCUGUUCGGACAUUUAACGGAUGCGGUAUUUUCCCAGCUAAUUCCGCAGAGGAAUAGCGAUGAAUUUCUGGCCUUGAAUCAUGGAGAUUUUUGGUGUAACAAUAUUAUGUUUCAAUACGAUGACGGUAAUAGCGAUGGAAAGAACCAACCGUUGGAAACUUAUUUUGUGGAUUUACAAAUGCCACGAUACGGCACCGUUGCCCAGGAUUUACUCUAUUUCAUUUUGUCAUCAACACAAGUUGAUUUGAAAGUUAAUCAUUUUGAUGAAUUGAUUCAUCAUUAUUAUGAAAAUUUAAUUGAAAACCUCAAAUUGUUGGAUUACUCUAAACCGCUGCCAAAUUUGAGAGAUAUACAUGGGUCGUUGAUUAGAUAUGGACUGUGGGGCGUUGUCACAACUUGCUGCAUCAUGUCCGCUGUUCUAUGUGACCCUACCGAGGUGGCAAAUAUAGAAAAUUUUGUUGGCGAUUCAGAAGAAUCGGAAAAGUUUAAGGAGAUGCUUUAUUCAAAUGAAAGAUAUAUGAAGCAUUUGGAGGUGCUGUUGCCGUGGCUUUACCGAAGGGGCGCCUUCGAAUCAUGAUGGUAUAAAUUAUUGUCUUAAUAAAAUGAAUUGAAAAUAUUUGUAGCAAUAAAGACCACACUUAAAAGGUUCAGGUCUGUUAUAUUCACAGUGGAUACCUCUGAGGUAUAUCAGAUAUAGAAUAAAUGGAAA